UUCGCCGGUCGACGACGGAGCUUCACUACUGUCAGAAUGGUUCGAGCAAGCUGCGUCCUAGCGAGCUGCGCGCUGGUGGGGCUUUUCCUGGCGGUGCCGGCGGCGUCUUACCCCAGGUAUCAAAACAACUACUACCGCAACGACGGCCCUUACGACCCUGAGGAAAUCAUGGACAUGCUGAACCGCCUCGGAAACCUCAUCCAGAUGGAACGCAAAAUGGAGAACUUUAAAGACGACAUUACUAGUUAUAAAGAUGACAUUACUAGCGAGAAACGCGCCAUAGACCUGGGUCUCAGCCGCGGCUACUCCGGCGCCAUGCAGGCCAAGCAUCUGCUCGGCCUCGCGGCGGCCAACUACGAGGGUGGCCCCGGCCGGAGGCGGCGAGACGCGCACUAGACGGAGGCCUAGAGGCCCGCUGCGGAAGACCUCGUGUGACGCGCUGCUAUUGUUUACCUAGUUUACAAGUUUUAAUUUAGUACCUCUGAGACCAUAGCCAAUGUGACAAUUAAUAAGAAGUGUAGAAAAUUUAUCUAAUUUACGGCUUAGCUCAUUUUUUUAGUGCUACAACGGCGUGCGGCUGUCAUGACCGGUGCUUACGCACUGUUAGUGCUUAAAAAUUGAGACCUUAGGCUCUCCGAAAAAUGUCACGCAAAUGACUAAAAAUACGUGUGUUGAAGCAUAAAAUUAUCUAAAUUUUAGUAUGUCUCACGACUGUUUCAAUUCGAUUAAAAGUCGAAAUGUAAAAAUAUAUAGGGAUGACAGAUUCUGAUGCGACGAAGUCAUGCCAUCAAUGCCAUCACUUCCAUAUAUGUAUUAUUUAAAUUGGAUUGGCGUCUUCUAUAAUUGGCACUUGGCUAGGCUAAUGAUUGUUUUGAAAUGUUACUGUUGUUCUAGUCAUGAUCAAGUUACUUUAUGUUGCUUAUUUUUACCAACUGUAAUUAAUUUAGGUAUUUUAAUUAGUCUGAUUGAUAUUUUUUUGUUUACAAUCAAAUUAGGUACCUACCUACGCUAUUGAAUUUCGUAAACUUUGUUGUUUAUUUUAUAAUGUUACUUUUGAUUUAGUCAUAUUAUUUUUAAUGUACGUUUGCCCGUUAUUACCUACAUUAUCUUGUUUACUUUAUCUUUAUCUAAGAUUGCGAAAUAUGUUUUAUAUACUUUCAAAUACAGCUAUUUUUAUUUUUAUUUUAAAAUAAUCAUAAUCUUGUAAUAUGAUCACUAUUUUUUACUCUACUCCUAAUGGUGUUUUGGGUGUCAUAACAACAGUACCAAAUGUCAUGUUACCACUUUUUAUGACAUCCAUAACUAACGUAUUAUAACUAUAUUUUCAUAGGGAUGUCACAUGGGGUCUUAAAACUAUAUCCGAUCGAAACUCCUAUCUAUAUAACAGUAUAUAUCCUAGGCCUCUCCAUAACUUUUUCACUGUAAAAUGGCUGGUAAAACAUUGAAUAUCAUCUUUGUAGAUAUCACUCUCUUUAGUAAAUUGAUAUCCUAUAAAAUAAAUAUAUUAAUACGAAAACAUGACGCAAUAAAUGCACAAAGCUUUGUAUGUUAGUUACCAAAUGUGCAUAAUAACCUUGAUUGGCCUUUAAAAAUUUUAUAAAUAUUUUCAAUUCCCUUUUGUUUUAAAUCUCUUUUUGUUAUCGGUAAUUAGAAUCCGAUGGCGUAUAUUUUUAUUUUAAUAUUUUAAUCAUAUUUUAUGUUAAUAAAUACGGUUCGCAGUAUCGAUGGUUUAAUUUGUAAGAAUUAUGAUUUGGUGGAAAAAAAACAGUAUUAAACGUUCUAGUCAUUGAAUUUCCUUGCAAAUUUGUUUUUAUUAUAAAUAAGAGUACUUACCCAUCAUAAGUAUAACUUAUUUACCUACCCGUUUCUUUACCUACCUACUUACCCAUAAUGUAAGAAGUAAUUCUAUCUUUCUGAAUGUACGUGGCAAAUUAUUUAGUAAAUAGUUAGAUAGAUUAAUAAAAUAAGUGAUAAAAUACCUCCUGUCUAGAGUUUAUUGUUAAAAAUAAAGAUAUUCAUAUUAACGUUGCUGUGUUUGCAUUAUUCUUUGACAAAUUAUACGCAAUAUUAAAAUAUUAAGCUAUACAUUAACAAUAUCUUUGAUGCA
This is a messenger RNA of Cydia strobilella, 2107 nucleotides long. It is a transcript of the gene Dh31, whose product is annotated as diuretic hormone class 2. The coding region runs from base 37 to 396 and encodes 119 amino acids. Gene Ontology annotation, biological process: body fluid secretion. The record is from RefSeq and is a predicted model, not a curated record. Lineage: Eukaryota; Metazoa; Arthropoda; Insecta; Lepidoptera; Tortricidae. The transcript has 6 exons. Gene Ontology annotation, molecular function: diuretic hormone activity; G protein-coupled receptor binding.